This is a messenger RNA of Aplosporella prunicola CBS 121167, 495 nucleotides long. RefSeq lists its product as uncharacterized. The transcript is spliced from 5 exons. The coding region runs from base 1 to 495 and encodes 164 amino acids. NCBI's taxonomy places the organism in Eukaryota, Fungi, Ascomycota, Dothideomycetes, Botryosphaeriales, Aplosporellaceae. The record is from RefSeq and is a predicted model, not a curated record.
AUGCUUGCUUGCCUGUUUGCCUUGCCGUCUUGCCUGCUUGUCUGCGUGUUGGACUUGGGUGUGCGUAUAUACUAUACGUGUAUAGAAAGGACCAACCUUGCAACCCCAGCCAUCUGCCCGCCAGCCUGCCAGCCCAAGCAACAGACCGACCGACCAAACCCAAAACCAAAACUAAAAACAACAAAAAUCUCCGGGCGCCCCUAUCCCUGUGCCUGCACCUAUGCCUGCGCCUGUACCUGUGGCUGCGGGCGAUUACCUGCGUGCGUGCUUGCUUACAACCCACCCACCCACCAACCCUACAUCGACGCGCUGCACGCGCGCGCGCGUGACGCCAGGCGCCGCCAUGCACAGCGCUGUGCUGCGGUGCGAGAAGUGGCGGCACACAGAGACGGACAGUCAGGCAUGCACGCAGAAAGGCAGGGACACGUGCGGAGAGGCAGCGCUGCGGGGUGGAUUAUGGUGAUGAGGCCUGCGCUGCCUAGCUGCACCGCGUAG